GCUUCUCUCGCGAGGACGGACGCCAUUAUCGCAUCUCCCCGACAAACACCACGAGAAUUCCGCAGCCCACACGGUUAUUAAAAGCUGACCAGCCUUUCCCAAUUGGAAUUUAUACUUGGCUGCUGUGAUAAUUGAACCUUACUGCAUGAUUCUGGAUGAUGUCAGAACAGGAUUUGGCCGAUGUGGUCCAGAUUGCCGUGGAAGACUUGAACCCUGAUCACCCAGUUGUGUUAGAGAAUCAUGAAGUCACAGAUGAAGAGGUAGAGCCUCCUUUGAAACGCCAGCGAAUAGAAAUCAACUGCCAGGAUCCCUCCAUAAAGUCAUUCCUGUAUUCAAUUAAUCAGACAAUAUGCUUACGAUUGGAUAGCAUUGAGGCCAAACUGCAAGCCUUGGAAGCCACGUGCAAAUCGUUAGAAGAGAAACUGGACUUGGUCAUGAACAAGCAGCACAGUCCCAUCCAGGUGCCCAUGGUGGCUGGCUCUCCCCUUGGCGCCACCCAGACGUGCAAUAAAGUGCGCUGCGUCGUCCCCCAGACUACAGUAAUACUGAACAAUGAUCGACAGAACUCCAUUGUAGCCAAGAUGGUUGGGCAAGAAGAACCUUUGAGCAGGGCAACGGAUUCCCUGGAAAAUAUCCUUAGCAAUGCUGUUCCUGCACGUAGGCAAAACACCAUAGUGGUGAAGGUUCCAGGCCACGAAGAUAGUCACAAUGAAGACGGGGAGAGUGGAUCAGAGGCCAGUGACUCUGUUUCCAAUAGUGGACAGUCAGGAAGCCAGAACAUUGGAAACAAUGUUACUUUGAUUACGUUGAAUUCAGAAGAGGACUACCCUAACGGCACGUGGCUUGGUGAUGAGAACAAUCCUGAGAUGAGGGUUCGAUGCGCGAUCAUCCCUGCUGACAUGCUGCACAUUAGCACCAAUUGUCGAACAGCAGAGAAGAUGGCGUUAACAUUACUUGAUUAUCUUUUCCACCGGGAAGUUCAGGCUGUCUCCAACCUCUCUGGGCAGGGAAAACAUGGGAAAAAACAGCUUGAUCCCCUCACCAUCUAUGGAAUUCGUUGUCACCUUUUUUAUAAAUUUGGAAUCACAGAAUCUGACUGGUAUCGAAUCAAGCAGAGUAUUGACUCCAAGUGUAGGACAGCCUGGCGGCGAAAGCAAAGAGGGCAGAGUCUUGCAGUCAAAAGCUUCUCCAGGCGGACACCUUCUUCAUCAUCUUAUAGUGGCUCAGAGAGUGUUCAGAGCACAGCAUCUGCUUCCAAUGAGAUUCAGCAACCCCAGCCUCAGGCAUUGCAUUACACACUUGCCAAUGCCCAGCAGGUCCAGAUCCACCAAAUUGGCGAAGAUGGGCAAGUACAAGUAAUUCCACAGGGACAUCUCCACAUAGCUCAAGUUCCCCAAGGGGAUCAAGUCCAGAUAACACAAGACAGUGAGGGCAAUCUACAGAUUCAUCAUGUUGGACAAGAUGGGCAGGUGUUACAAGGUGCUCAGUUGAUAGCCCUAGCCUCUGCCGAUCCAGCCACUGCAGGAGUCGAUGGGUCACCUCUCCAGGGAAGUGAUAUCCAGGUCCAGUAUGUCCAACUGGCGCCAGUGACUGACCACUCAGCCACAAAUCAAAGCACGGAUGCCCUUCAGUCCACUCUCCAGCCAGAAAUGCAGAUUGAGCAUGGCGCCAUCCAGAUCCAGUGAGGCAGAAGGGGGGACCGAGGGGCUGCAGAUCCAGGUGCCCUGGCUGUGCUGAUUGGCCGUGGCUUCCAUCCAGAGACCUGAGGGGGAAGUGAUCACCACCCUUACUGGCUGGCGAUUCCCUGGAUGUGAUCAUUGUUCUGAAACCAUGUUGUCCUCAUGGUUUAAUGCAUGGGAGGUCAAUACGCGCACACACACACACACACACACACACACACACACACACAUUCUGUUAGAGUGCACUUACAGACAGCGAAAUCCUCCUCCAAGGACAAAAAAAAAAUUCUCCUGCAAAAUCAAAAGUUCAAAAAUAAAUUAACAUCCCCCACCAGCAGCACUUCCCAUGUCUUCUGAGUCAUAUACUGUUGGGAGUCUAGAGAAAGAUGGAAGCAAGCAUGGAGCAGAUACUUUACUACAUAUAGAAAAAUCAAGAACUAAAAUAUUUUUCAUUGUCUAAAUGGCUUUUUUUAAUUUGCUAUGGUGUUUAUAACAAAAAGAAAAAAAAAUUGGAAAAAAAAAUGAGUGUAAGUAUCCAAGGCCUUUGGCUAAGUGUUUUCUGUUCAGUGUAAUGAAAAUAGGUAUUUGAAAAAAGACUACUAACAAUUUUGAUGGAAUUGUUGCUUAAACUACUUUUCUAGGAGAAAAUGCUAUUGAACUGUAAUUAUGCAUUUCUAAUGAAAUAAAUAAAUGUGUAUUUAUGA
Messenger RNA from Trichosurus vulpecula (common brushtail), 2383 nucleotides. It is a transcript of the gene BANP, whose product is annotated as BTG3 associated nuclear protein. The record is from RefSeq and is a predicted model, not a curated record. Gene Ontology annotation, biological process: negative regulation of protein catabolic process; protein localization to nucleus. Lineage: Eukaryota; Metazoa; Chordata; Mammalia; Diprotodontia; Phalangeridae. The transcript has 13 exons. Bases 156 to 1685 code for a protein of 509 amino acids. Gene Ontology annotation, molecular function: DNA binding.